AUGAGUGUCAAUCAGGAAGGAAGAAUGUUGUUCACUCCUCCUAUAAAUAACACAAAAUUUGAUAUAAACCAAUCUAUCAGAGAAUCUUAUCAAAGUAAUGUGGGAUCGUUGCUGGAGGAUUUACCAGAUUCUGGUAGUACUGCAUCAGGGUCCAAUGUUGAAUUAACUCGAGAGGAGAUAGAGCAGGAGAUCGGCAGUAUCCAUGAAUUACCCCUUGAAUUGUCAAAACAGAUAGAUGCAUUCAUUUAUGAUCUAAAACAACCUAAAUACAUGAAACCAUUGACAAUUAAUCAACUAGCUUCGCUUUUCCAAUCAUUCUACUCUAAGUUUGACAAGGCAUCAUUCAAUUUUCUGAUGCUUGGCAAUAGUAAUGUAAAUGGGAACCAAACGACUUAUUUGAGUGCAAGAGAGCAUUUGAGUAGUGGAUUGAGUGGCAUUUUCGCACGAAGUAGGAGCAGCAGCGGGAGUUCUAUAAAGAGAAAUAGACGAUCUUCUUCCCUGUUCAGUUCGGACUCUAAUACAGUUACGCCAAUGUUAUCUCCAGAAGAAAUUAGCAAACAACUUAGAUUGAAUGAAUUAACGAAUUUAAAAAUUGAAAGAUACAUGGAGUUUUGUGAAACAGAAGUUUUCAAUAGGCUGCUGGCAGUUGGGACCUCAGUGCCACCACCAACCAGAGAGGAAAGGUCAAAAGGGCCUAAUCAAAGGAAUGGGUUCAAGAUAACAGAUCUUUUCAAGAACAGUCCCGAAUACGGUGAAUAUGACAAAUUACUAUAUGAAAAAAUAAAAACUUUAUCAAGGCUUUCGUCUCAGGGCAAAAUUGAUUUGUCAAAAUUUUUAGGCAUACCAGAAACAGUCAAAAUUGAAAGUUUAGAUGAAAUUGAGGCUGUUUUACAGGAUUUUAUUAAUCAUACUGUUUCUCCGACCGAAAAAGUGGCGUUACUACUGAAAAUUCACGAAUAUAUGAUGUAUUCACAUGAAAUGUCCAACGAUGAAUUUUUAUCUCUGUUAAUUUACUACGUUAUUAAAGUUUGCCCACAGAAAAUAUUUCUAAAUACAGAGUUCAUCAGACUUUUCAGGUAUAAAAAGAAGCUUAUUCAAAAAGAAUUAUAUGCCUUGACAAAUCUAGAGGCUGCGCUUGUCUUUUUGGAAGGAUUAACUAUGAAUGAUUUUUCAAGCGAACUUCAAGAUCAAUUAUCUCUUCAUGAACAAACUUUAUUAGCAUCUUCAAUUAGUAAUAAAAUUAAUUUACCAAAUGGAACAGUAACUGAUAACUCAACCUCACAGCCGGAAGCACCGCAUCCCGAAGUAAUCAGAUCAAACAGCUAUGAUGGAAUUAAAAAUGUCUUUGAUUCCUCAUUGAAGAACAUUUUUGAUAAGAUAAGAUCAUAUACACCACCAGCUCCUCAGCAAAUAUCCAGAUCAACAUCACAGUUGUUUUCGGAUGGUGAUAAGAAACCUUCUACAAAAACACACACCGGCGCAACAGGUAGUACAAUUACUAGUGGGUGUACUAAUACGGUAAGUGAAACGGUGGUUCCAGAUUCCUGGAAAGUCUAUCAGCCCAAGAAAUUCGAUGAUUUAACGAUAUCUGAAUUGAGGGAAAUUUUUGAGAUAUAUCAAAAACUAAUUAAAUGA
Messenger RNA from Zygotorulaspora mrakii, 1635 nucleotides. RefSeq names its product guanine nucleotide exchange factor MUK1 (gene MUK1). The record is from RefSeq and is a predicted model, not a curated record. Lineage: Eukaryota; Fungi; Ascomycota; Saccharomycetes; Saccharomycetales; Saccharomycetaceae. Bases 1 to 1635 code for a protein of 544 amino acids. The transcript has a single exon.